Phragmites australis (common reed) is the source of this 689-nucleotide messenger RNA. RefSeq names its product large ribosomal subunit protein eL42z/eL42y. The record is from RefSeq and is a predicted model, not a curated record. Gene Ontology annotation, molecular function: structural constituent of ribosome. Gene Ontology annotation, biological process: translation. The transcript has 4 exons. Bases 143 to 460 code for a protein of 105 amino acids. Gene Ontology annotation, cellular component: ribosome; cytosolic large ribosomal subunit. Lineage: Eukaryota; Viridiplantae; Streptophyta; Magnoliopsida; Poales; Poaceae.
GUCACAGAAAGCCCAAUAAGCCCGGCCUUCUCGCCUCGUUUAUCUCCCCGCCGCGACUUCCGAUAGGGUUUUCCGCACCCGAGCUCGCAGGCCGCCGCCGCCAGGACGCACCGAGCGAGGAGGAAGCCACAUCUCGGCAGCCAUGGUGAACGUUCCGAAAACCAAGAAGACCUACUGCAAGAACAAGGAAUGCAAGAAGCACACCCUUCACAAGGUUACUCAGUACAAGAAGGGAAAGGAUAGCCUCUCUGCUCAGGGGAAGCGUCGUUAUGACCGCAAGCAGUCAGGAUAUGGUGGGCAGACUAAGCCUGUUUUCCACAAGAAGGCCAAGACAACAAAGAAGAUUGUGCUGAAGCUGCAGUGCCAGAGCUGCAAGCACUACUCUCAGCACGCGAUCAAGAGGUGCAAGCACUUUGAAAUCGGUGGAGACAAGAAGGGCAAGGGAACGUCUCUCUUCUAAUCUGAUGAUUGGCAUGUUGUCCCACUAUCAAGUUGUCUGUCAGAAGUUACUGUUAAGAACGUUUUACUUGCUCAUCUCUUGAGAUGAGAUGCAUCAGGUAGGAUUAUGUCUGUCUGGAACAGUAGCAUGUACUCUAUGAUUAUCGUUUGCAUCAGCUAUAUUUGCCAGUUCCGUUUCGUAAUAGCCCAGUGAAUCCAUAUUUUUGCGGAUGAGUUCCGAUCUUUGUUGU